Molecule: messenger RNA, 1466 nt
Organism: Olea europaea var. sylvestris
Lineage: Eukaryota; Viridiplantae; Streptophyta; Magnoliopsida; Lamiales; Oleaceae
Product: probable plastid-lipid-associated protein 13, chloroplastic
Exons: 7
Coding region: 73-951 (292 amino acids)
Source: RefSeq, a predicted model, not a curated record
UCGCUCCAUUUUGUCAAUAAUUUCAGCAUUUUCUCCAUUUGAAGCACUCUUCCAUUCCAAAUUCCUAUUUCAAUGGCUUGUUCAAUUUCGCCAGUAAUCUCUCCUAUACAACAUUCACACUCUUCUAAGUUUUUUCUGCCUAUAUUGUUUCUCGGAAAUGGAAAAAUUAAUAAUAAGAAAAUAACGAUAAGAGCAAUGGUUCAGCAGGCAGUUCAAGGGUCUUCAGCUGCUUAUGCAAAGGAAAUGGAAAGACUAUCUACUAAAGAGUCUCUGCUUCUCGCUUUCAAAGACGCUGGGGGGUUUGAUGCUUUAGUCACUGGGAAAAUAACAGAUAUGCAGCGUAUCGAUGUGAAUGAGAUGAUAGUUAGCCUUGAGCGACUCAAUCCAACACCUCGACCAACAACGUCUCCUUAUCUGGAUGGCAGAUGGAAUUUCAAGUGGUUUGGAUCAGGAAGCCCUGGGCUCUUUGCUGCUCGGUUUGCGUUUGAGAGGUUUCCUCCUGCAUUCGCAAAUUUAUCGAAAUUGGAUGUAGUGAUCAAGGAUGGAUAUGUUAAUAUUGAAGCAAAUGUUAAAUUCUUCAACUCGAUAGAAAGCAAUGCUAUUCUCUCAACCAAGUUAUUAGUCGAGGGACCACUUAGAAUGAAGGAGGAAUAUGUUGAAGGAAUACUCAAAUAUCCAAAGAUCAAUGAAGAAAUCAUACCUGAACAGCUAAGAAGUGCUUUCGGUCAGGCAGCAGGCACACUAGAGCAACUUCCUGAUCCCAUUAGGGAUGCUGUGGCAACUGGAUUCAAGGUCCCUCUUGGUGGGUCCUUCUACAGGCGUUUUAUGAUUUCUUAUAUGGACGAAGAGAUCCUAAUAACAAGGGAUACUGCUGGAAUUCCUGAAGUCCUUAUGAGAUUGGAUUCAGCUUCAUCUCCUGUGAUUGAACCAGUUACGGAUUAUGAGAGUUGAAGGUCUUAUUUUUACAUCAAUCAAAGUAACUGUAAGUUUUCCAUCUGUCUGAUUCACAUUGUAACUUCUGAAUAAAAUUACUCCAUCACCUCCCCACCUGCCCAGAUUAUGGGAAAAUGACUGCUCUAUAUUCUUGUUUCUUUCUUUCCUCUCUUUUACUGCGUAAAACUCAUUGGUCAUCAAAAGAAUGGGUAAAACUUUCCAAAUUUGUAGUUGCAAGUUAUAGUGACUGAGGAGAAGUGGUUGAUGUGAAUAACAAGUAGUAAGGGUUAUUAUUGGAGUUGGUAGUUACCCCCUUUUCACGUUAAUGCAUGUGAAUCUUGUUCACAUUUGUUUCUGGAUGUAGAAAAUCUCCAGCUUUAUAAUAGGAUUGGUCGUCAGCAUUUUAUUUCAUGCACAAGUACUAUUGAAGAUUAAACUUAAAUGUACAAUGUCCCCCAUGAACUUGUUUUUACCAUUAUCAAGUGGUGUUCUGAGUAUUAAUUUUCAAAUAAAUAAAUGUGUUUCCGUACUAA